This is a messenger RNA of Zygotorulaspora mrakii, 384 nucleotides long. It is a transcript of the gene COX13, whose product is annotated as cytochrome c oxidase subunit VIa. Gene Ontology annotation, molecular function: enzyme regulator activity. Gene Ontology annotation, biological process: mitochondrial electron transport, cytochrome c to oxygen. The coding region runs from base 1 to 384 and encodes 127 amino acids. The transcript has a single exon. Gene Ontology annotation, cellular component: mitochondrial inner membrane. Lineage: Eukaryota; Fungi; Ascomycota; Saccharomycetes; Saccharomycetales; Saccharomycetaceae. The record is from RefSeq and is a predicted model, not a curated record.
AUGUUAAGACAGGCACUUAGAAGAUACGCUACAUUGCCAAAGUAUGCCUUGGAGCCAGCUUUUGGUGCUCCUAAUAAAGCUGCAGCUGAAGCAUUCAAGAAAUCGCUAGAAGCAACUACACACCAUGCAGAGAGCACUUCCGGCCUCUGGUACAAAAUUACUUAUUUUGUUGCAUUUCCAGCCAUCGGUUUAGCAGCUUUGAAUACCUAUUUUGUGGAGAAGGAGCAUUAUGAGCAUCGUCAACAUUUGAAGCAUGUUCCAGAUGCACAAUGGCCAAAGGAUCACGAAUAUCAAAAUAUUAGAACCAAGCCAUUUUUCUGGGGUGAUGGUGACAAGACUUUAUUCUGGAAUCCAAUUGUCAACAGACACGUUUCAUCAGAUUGA